AUGGCUGAUGCGAAAAGAUCAACAAUAGCUAUGAACAACAGCAGCGGCGGCAGUGGUAGCAGCAGCAGCAACAACGGCGGUACCAGCAAGUCCCGUAAAACCAAGAACGAUCUUAUCCGCAGCAUCGUGGGAUCCUAUCUAAAAGCGCGCAACUACAGUGAUACCGAUCGUUACCGAAAGUCGGAUCUCAUUCUCACGCAAUCAACAGAGCAAAUCGUGAUGAACACUGCCAUCAAGAACGACACAUCUGUGGUGAAUAGUUUUCUGUACUCGAACAUCUGCCUGAAUACGAACAUGACACAGGUGGAACAACAUUUUGCCAAAUUCGCAAAGUUCAUUCGAAGUCAACCGGAAGCAAUACGCACGGAACUGAGUGAGAUUAUUCCUCCACUGCUUUGCCAUCUGUACAUCGAGAUGUUGAAGGGGCGCGAUUGGCGGCCGGCAAUCGAAUUCCUAAGGAAGCAUGCCCCGCUAGUGGGUAAAGUAGAGCCCUCCUCAGUUCCGCCUAGCUCGUCCCCAAUGCACCUACUGUCGCAACAGAAAAUUAACGGUACCAUCGACAAUUCAUCGGUUUUAUCGGACGCGGGAUCAUUCCUGCCGGCGGCAGCUGCCGCAGCUGUACAAAAUUCCGCCAUAGUUUUUUCCCCCGGUCGCCCUUCCGAUUCGGCGCGAACAGAAACGUAUAGGCGGAUGAUCCAUAAGCUGUCCCAAAUUGUGCGGUUUCAGGACUGUGAAAGUGAACCCCUGGUGGUGCAGUUCCGGUCCUGUCAGACGCAAUUGCGUCUACGUUCGACUUCAAUCGCCGUGAUGCGGCAGUAUCUAGCCAAAUACGGUCACUCGCUUAUCCUGCAAGCGUUGCGCACGUGGUUCUACUUCGACACAUCGGAUGAUAAGAACUUUACGGACUUUCACCCGGGCACGGCGAGUUCGGUACGGACGAGUAUGAAUGGACGAACACAAGCAGUACGAUCUGGUACUACGAAUGGUCAGCUAAACGGGGAUAGCACCCCGAUGGAAGUAGAUUAUCCUUCCGACGCGGUUUCCGCGUUGGCAAAUCACGAAUAUGAUUUUACUGAGCAUACAGAGCGGGAAAACGAGCGGUAUCUCUUGUUGAACGGAUUUAGCCCCCAAUACGUACGGUUCAGAAUGCUCGAUGCAGAGAACGGACAACUGAAGAACGACCGCGUAAGCUCGGUGGCAGGACUUGAGGACGACGAUGACGAUGAGUACGAGAGCUUGGUUAAGGAUUUGAAAAGUACUCAAUGCGAAACUUCACCACAGCAGCAGCCGCUGGAUGAAGAAGAAGAUACUGGUGCUGGUUUGGAUGGAAUGUUCCCACGAAUGAGCGGCCGCGAACGGUUGCGACGGUUGAAGGAAAGUGUGGAAAAGCUCUCCCUUUAUCAGCGGCCACUUUGCGUGUAUAGUCUAGAAAACGUUGGCCACCAGCUGACGAGUCUGGCCAUCGAUCCCGGGUGCUGCCACGUAGCUAGCGGCUUCGAAGACUCAACCAUCAUGCUCUGGUCAACGAAUCGUAGCACGCAGAGAGGCCGAAAACCGUACGCUUGCUUUCGCGACCAGCAGUGCUGUUGGAAUGUGACUUCCUGUGAUAGUAGAUUUAGUGAAUCGGAGGAAUCCGAUGAUGAGAGCGUUGGGGAUGCUGGCGACAAAGAUGAAGUGAACGCCCGAAUAGCGGACGGAAGUGGGCAUUGUGAUGGCACGUCCCUGCUGGACGACGGAAUUGGGAGCAUUUUCGACCUCAAAACGCCAUCGGACAUUGAGCGAGUAAACAAAUUACUGCCACCGCACAAACGUCGUUUGACCAAACGGGAACGAUGGAAGCAGUUUCUAGAAAAACGCUGCCUGGAGAAUACUUUUUCCGAAACCGGUGGUUUAGCUUUGCGGGGACACGGCAACGCCGUGACGGACCUGCUGUUUUCCGAACACGGCCCACUGUUGAUGAGCGUUUCGCGGGAUUGUACGAUGCGUGCUUGGGUAGGCACAGAUUACACCUGCAGGGCGGUGUACCGUGGACACAACCAUCCUAUUUGGAGUGUAACGGAAAGCCCUACGGGAUUAUACCUUGCCACGGGCUCACGAGAUACUACGGCUCGACUAUGGUCCACCGAUCGACGGUUUCCGUUGCAGAUGUAUGUGGGCCACACGCAGGAUGUGGAUACGGUUGCGUUCCACCCUAACGGCAACUACCUGGCGACAGGAUCGACCGACCUCUCUGUACGUUUGUGGUGUGUUACCAGCGGAAAGCUGCUGCGAAUAUUUACUGACUGCCGACAACCGGUACAAAGGAUUUGCUUCAGUCCCGAUGGGAAAUAUCUUGCCGCAGGAGGCGAGGAAAACCGAGUGCGAAUCUUUGAUCUCACAGCUGGUUCACAGUUGACUGAGCUGAAGGAUCACACUGCAGCCAUCACUUGCAUCACGUGGAGUGCGGACAGUAGUCACUUUGUGUCCUCGUGUGCGGACGGUACGAUACGCGUUUGGGAUGCCAAACGGAUGUUGUUGCACUCUUCUUCUGGGGGCAUUCCGUCUUCUUCCUCUUCGGCGGCAGCGUUGAUGCAAACCCGUGAACCGGCAUCGUCCAACUUAAGCACAGGACGCAACUCCCACUCUUCCGCCACGCUCAAUAAUGGCACCUCGUCCAUGUCCAAUCCAAAGAUGAACAUCACAUCCAACUCGCAGCAACAGGCUGCUGGCGUCAGGAGUGGUACCGGAUCGGCGCAUCAUCUGCACAACGCGCAGCACGAACCACCAGGCGGGUUUUCAUCAUCAGCUUCCACCGCUGCUGCCACUAGCAAUAAUCUCCUGCUCGCAUACUCAACCGGUUGUCGGCGAAUUUAUCGACUGCACUACAAUAAGCUUAACGGUGGCUUAGCGUGUUUAGGGAGUAGUUAAAGAACAGAGAAACAAAAACCUGGAAUAAGUAUUAUUUAUUGAAACUCAGUCCUCCAAGAAAAGAAAAAAAGCAAACUAUGGUGGAAUGUGAAGAAAUUAUCGGUGUGCUACUGCUAACGAAAUACAACGUGACAGCAGCAAACGUAAUGAUAAACGAAAUUAAGCAGCUGAAAGUACACUUUUCGUUUUCGCUACCGCACGCAAUCUGUGCCGUGCGUGAAGGAUCUUAGACAGUGAGUGGAAUGAAUGAAAAUAAACAAUAGCUGUAAGAA
This is a messenger RNA of Anopheles nili, 3179 nucleotides long. RefSeq lists its product as uncharacterized. The record is from RefSeq and is a predicted model, not a curated record. The transcript is spliced from 5 exons. The coding region runs from base 1 to 2907 and encodes 968 amino acids. NCBI's taxonomy places the organism in Eukaryota, Metazoa, Arthropoda, Insecta, Diptera, Culicidae. Gene Ontology annotation, molecular function: protein binding; RNA polymerase II general transcription initiation factor activity.